AUGCCGGCAAUCAGUCCCCUGUUAUGGUGCUCCCUACGAGUCCAUCAGGUCUUCGGCGCGAAUACCGACGUCGGUAAAACGGUGCUCAGCUCCAUUCUCUGUCGCGCUUCGAGCAAGGUCUGGCCACAAGAACCGACCGCGUACCUCAAACCAGUCUCUACGGGGCCAGACAAUGAGGCCGAUCAUCGGUUUCAGAAGAAUUGUGUCCUUCCCUCCAAGGUGGGUCGUUGGAAGCUUAACACAUUUGUCGCCAGUCACAUAGGCAAGUAUACUACUGGUGUUUCUCACAAGACCUUGUUUCAAUAUGAUCAAGCUGUGAGCCCGCACAUUGCAGCCAAGGGGAAGAAACCACCCUCGGAUGAGGAACUUCUAGGUACGAUCUACUACCAUGCAUCGCAGCGAGUCACCACUGGCUUCGGAUGGCUUUUCAUCGAAACGGCGGGCGGAGUCCACUCACCAGGUCCAUCCGGAAGUACGCAAGCGGACCUUUAUAGGCCCCUCAGGAGUCCGGUGGUUCUCAUCGGUGACUCCAAGCUCGGAGGCAUAUCCCUCACCGUUUCGGCCUAUGAAUCUCUCAGGAUCCGUGGCUAUGACAUAGAGAGCGUUUUGAUGUUUCAGGACGCAGAGUACGGCAAUGCUGAGUACCUCACGGAGUACUUUGAUCGGCAGCAUGGCGUCACGGUGACAGCGGUACCCCAGCCCCCUCCGCGGAUCCCCGAGAACGACGAAGAAGCAAUGUUGGAGUAUUAUGAUCAGACGAGCCACAGUUCACCUGUGAGAGAGGUCUUAGAGCACUUAGACGAUCGACACCGCACUCGCGUACAAGCCCUGGAGUCGAUGGCAUCAGAAGCGCACGAAAAGAUCUGGUACCCUUUCACGCAGCAGAAGCUACUCAAACCAGAUGAUAUAGUAGCGAUGGACAGCGCGUUAGGCAGUUACUUACAGACCCUGAAACCCAAGUCUCAAGCCCCAGUCAACAGCAGCGAACCUCUGCUCCAACCCUCCUUCGACGGAUCUGCAUCGUGGUGGACGCAAGGACUAGGCCAUGCGAAUCUGUCUCUGACCAUGGCAGCCGCAUAUGCUGCUGGUCGUUACGGGCACGUCAUGUUCGCGGGCGCCAUCCACGAGCCCGCCCUGACACUGGCAAAAAUGCUUCUCGAGGGCCUCCAGAACCCGCGACUCUCGCGCGUUUUCUUCUCUGACAACGGCAGCACCGGCAUGGAGGUCGCGGUCAAGAUGGCACUCCGCGCCGCGCGGGUCCGAUACGGCUGGUCCCCCGAUACCAAGGUCGAGAUCGUCGGGCUCAGUGGCGCGUACCAUGGCGAUACGAUGGGCGUGAUGGAUUGCGCCGAGCCGAACAUCUACAAUGAGAAGGUCGAGUGGUAUGAGGGGAAGGGCGUCUGGCUUUCGUAUCCGACUGUCCAGUGCAUCAAGGGCAGAUGGCGCAUUCGGGUUCCUGAUACCAUGGAUUCUGGUUCCGGCGAGGAUCGGGAAUUUCGGUAUCUGCAUGAUGUCUUUGAUCUUGAAUCAAGGCGAGCCAGGGGCGACCACAGACCAUAUGAGCGAUAUAUCCUCAAUACGUUGCGAGACGAAGUAAGAAAGGGCCGCAAGUUUGGCGCUCUAGUCAUCGAACCGGUGGUCCUUGGAGCUGGAGGCAUGUUGUUGGUCGACCCUCUCUUCCAGCAGACACUCACGAAAGUGGUUCGCGAAACCCCCAACCUAUUUGGUCCAGAUACGCAGCCCCAUAAUAGGGACGAGAAGUCUUGGACAGGCUUGCCAGUCGUUUUCGACGAGGUCUUCACUGGCUUAUAUCGUCUAGGUCGGUUCGCCGCAUCGUCUUUCCUCGGUGUCUACCCCGACAUAUCUGUCCACGCAAAGCUCUUGACAGGCGGCCUUAUCCCACUAUGCACGACUCUAGCGUCAGAAAGCAUCUUCCAAGCCUUUGCCAGCGACGACAAGUCCGAUGCCCUGCUUCACGGGCAUAGUUAUACCGCUCAUCCCAUCGGCUGUCAGGUGGCGGUGGAGUCUCUGAAGCAGAUGUUGCAAAUGGAGAAACGAGGCGACUGGGAAUGGGCAAUUCAAAUGGGCAAAGCGCAAGCUGGUGGUGACACCGGUCGCACCCAGGCUGGAAGCCACGUUUGGUCUAUAUGGCCUCCGGAUGUGGUUGAAUGGAUUUCGCAGCAGGAUGGUAGGAUAGGUGGAGUCUGGGCUCUGGGCAGCGUACUUGCGGUGCGUAUGCGCGCACGCGACGGUGGUGGGUAUAAAAGUACCGCCGCCGAGGGAGUCAGGGACAGAUUACUUCAGGGUACGGGGGGGAAUGACGGAAGACGCUGGAAUGUACACAGCAGGGUGCUUGGAGAUGUGCUGUAUCUCAUGGGGAGCCAUAAGACUACAGAGGACGAGGUGGCGGAGGUCGCUGACCUGCUUUGCAAAGCUCUACAACAUUGA
This is a messenger RNA of Anthostomella pinea, 2448 nucleotides long. Lineage: Eukaryota; Fungi; Ascomycota; Sordariomycetes; Xylariales; Xylariaceae. The record is from the annotation of a GenBank genome assembly.